Molecule: messenger RNA, 1673 nt
Organism: Rhagoletis pomonella (apple maggot)
Lineage: Eukaryota; Metazoa; Arthropoda; Insecta; Diptera; Tephritidae
Product: rho GTPase-activating protein 39-like
Biological process (GO): signal transduction
Cellular component (GO): cytoplasm; cytoskeleton
Molecular function (GO): GTPase activator activity
Source: RefSeq, a predicted model, not a curated record
UCUUCGGUACGCGAUAUGCUCAGCUGGACUGCGGAACCCAUUAGCCGACCCAUGUUGGCAUUGUCACGCGACAAAGCAGACAAGAAAACUGCCAUCGAACUCUUCAAAUUGGUGCAAAUUUACAUGGGCGAUCGAAAGGCACGCGCUGGCAUGAGUCUCAAUUCGGUGGCGAUCGAUAUAAUAGUGGCAGCGCUGCCACAGCAACAACUACGCGAUGAAUUGUAUGUACAGCUAUGCCGUCAGACUACAGAGAAUCCGAAGCGUGAUUCGCUUAUACGCGGCUGGGAGUUAAUGGCUAUUUGUUUGUCUUUUGUACCGCCAUCGCCCACUUUUCAACCGACAUUGUUGAAUUACAUGAAUCGCCAUCGUGAUCCCUCCUUCGCCACAUCAUUCCCGGAGGUGGGCAAAUGGCCCAUACACGUACAGAUCUCACAUUAUGCAACUGUUUGUUGUCGACGACUGGAUCGCAUUGGUAGUCAUGGUCGUCGGCAGGCAAAGAAGCCCACAGAAGAUGAAGUUGAGCAGGCGAGGAAUCAAAUACUACGUGUCAGUAUGUUUGGCAACACAAUCGCUGAGGUUAUGGACUUGCAAAAGGAUAAGUUCCCAUUCCGCAAACUGCCAUGGAUACAAACAACCUUGUCGGAGCAUGUUCUGAUAUUGAAUGGAAAACAAACUGAGGGAAUUUUCCGCGUCUCCGCCGAUGUGGAUGAAGUUAACUGCUUGAAAAGUCGUAUAGAUCGGUGGGAAGUUCCUGAUUAUAAAAAUAGCAUGGUGGAUGCACAUGCCCCUGCUAGUCUGUUGAAGCUGUGGUAUCGUGAAUUAUAUGAUCCUCUCAUACCGGACCAAUUCUAUGAGGAAUGUGUCAAUACAGAGGACCCUGUUAAAGCCAAAGAAAUUGUUGAUAAGCUGCCUGAUUUAAAUAAGUUGGUUUUAACCUACCUGGUGCACUUUUUGCAACAAUUCUCCCACGCCGAUGUGGUGAGCUGUACCAAAAUGGACUCAUCCAAUUUGGCGAUGGUAUUCGCACCAAAUUGUUUGCGCUGCACCUCGGAUGAUCCGAAAGUGAUAUUGGAAAAUGCACGCAAAGAGAUGGCAUUUAUGCGCACACUCAUACAACACAUGGAUACAGCGCAUGUGGCGAAUCUCACUUGAGAAUGUGAAGAGGAGGACUGAAUGUAGAAUAUAAAAUAAUAAUAAAAUAAAUAAAGUUAAAAUAUGUAAGUCAACAAUUAUAAGCCGAGAAAGGGAAAUAGAAGUAGUGCAAAAGAAAAGAUGAGAAACACCAAAAAUAAUGCGAUUGCAAGAGGUUUUUAUUUUAUUUUUUCUAUUUUUUGUUUUGUUUUUUUGUAAGCAGCAAUGCAUUACAAAGUUUGUAUGUAAUUAGUAAUGUAAAAUGAAAUACUCAUUUGGCAAGGAACACUGCAGCAUUUUGAAUUUUGAAUAUAAAAUAAUAAAACAGCAAAUCAAAGUUAUACAGUUAUAAAAGUAUGAAUUCAUAUAUAUAUGUAUUUUACAAAUAUAUACAUAUGUCAUAUAUGGUAUACUUACAAACAUUUAUAAAUAUUAACUAGCAAAGCGUUGAAAUUGAAAAGUAGGUCACAAACACACAAUACUCAUAUGUACAUGUGUACAUGCAUUAUUACAUAUAUAUACUAUAUAUAUAUAUAUAAACC